Messenger RNA from Alosa alosa (allis shad), 1742 nucleotides. Its product is annotated as ephrin A4. Lineage: Eukaryota; Metazoa; Chordata; Actinopteri; Clupeiformes; Clupeidae. The coding region runs from base 955 to 1563 and encodes 202 amino acids. The record is from RefSeq and is a predicted model, not a curated record. The transcript has 5 exons. Gene Ontology annotation, cellular component: plasma membrane. Gene Ontology annotation, molecular function: ephrin receptor binding. Gene Ontology annotation, biological process: axon guidance; ephrin receptor signaling pathway.
AGGGGAAACUCUUCUAUUUACCCAUCACAAAUGUACCUGUUGAAUUUGCUCUGUGUGUUGAUGGAUAUAGGGAUGCUGUACUUGGAUGCAUGGAUGCAUUUGAUGGCUGGUUGGGUGAAAGAACGCAUAAACUGCUUAUAUUUUCCACACCAAAUUAAACAUUUAAAACUGUUUAAAUCUACAUGUCAGUUAAUGUUUUUAAGUGUUUUCUGUGACACCCAAAAGGGUUGUUGGGUACUUAUAACGUUACCAAAUUCUGACGGUAGCCUGCACACCUCACACAACAUGGAAUGCUAACCCCGCCUCCAGACGUACUUGAUUGGUCUAAAGUUUCCAUGGCCCCGCCUUUCGCCUGAUUGUCCUGAACCUCACCAAACCACUCAUACCCACAGGCGAUCGAGGUUACCGACACCUAUCAUAUCCCGUGCAGUGAUUCAUCACGAAUUUGCUAAUCUGGUGACUAAUUCUUGAUCAUACUUUGUGACGGGAACAAUUCACUUAACUUUUUGUCACGCAUUUUACUUCAGUUUAUAGGGUGUCCAGAGCACGACUUUUUGAAUGCUGUUCAGAAUACUUUAUAACGCGGAAACGUAACUUACUUUCCUAUUCUUGGAAGUCGUCCAACGCACCUGCAAUAAGGGGAAAAAACUUGCGGAAGAAACUGUCAGUUCAACUGUGUCAAAGUGACUGAUUCCGGCUGUGAUUUAAAAUUAAAACCCAACCUCUCGAUGUGCAGCGUGCAGAUUGGCAGUCAAUAUAUGGAUUCUACAUAGGAAGGGAUGUACUCCUGUGGUUCAUUUCAAAGUUUCAGACAAACUUUGGCUGUUACGCGCCGCUUCUGAGAAGUGGUCACAAACUUCUGCUUGACUUCGUGUCCUUAUCAACUCAAGCGUGCCCUCCCGUACACAUCGCUGAGACGGGCCCAGCGAGAGAACGCACCGGCCGGCUGCCGUCAUGGGCUGGCGUCCGUAUCCUGGAGCUUUCACGGUAUGGACAGUGACUGUUCUGGUGAUUGAGCUUGUUUGCACGGCCUUGGGGAAGAGGCAUGUGGUCUACUGGAACUCCACAAACACCAAGCUGGUAAAUGGAGACUACGCCAUCACGGUGGAUCUGAAUGACUAUCUGGACAUCCUCUGCCCGCACUACCCCGCUGACCUCCCGUCCUCCUCGUCGCCGCCGGAGACGCUGGCGCUCUACCUGGUGCCGGAGGCAGGCUUCCGCGGUUGCCAGGAGACGCGGGGGGCCAUCAAACGCUGGGAGUGCAACAGCCCUUAUGCCCCCUACGGCCCAGUGCGCUUCUCCGAGAAGAUCCAGCGGUUCACGCCCUUCUCCCUGGGCUUCGAGUUCCUGCCCGGACGACACUACUACUAUAGCUCACUCUCUACAGAUGACGGUCCGGUCCUGCCCUGCAUGAAGAUUCGAGUCACAGUGUGCUGCUCGUCCACUGGACCAGAGCGAGACCAAGGAACCCCGGCCCCUCGCAGUGGAGUUGAUCCUGUGAAGAGCACCUCAUGUCCUGCUCUCCUCCUUUUCUCUCUGCUCGUAGUUCUCCUGUCUGUCUGAUUUCCCUGCCCCAUCCACUCACACUUACACAAAGAAAGAGGGAGGAUUCACAAGUUGUGUGUAAAAGAAAUCUCUGCAGUUCCUGUAGUGGCACUAAUCUCUGGCUCCAUUUCCUCUCAUCUUUUCUCUUUGUCCACUGACUCUUCUCUUCUCUCUCUCUCCAUUCUGCCCUCUCUUCU